AUGGCACGAGGAGAUUGCUUGGAGUGUUGUGGGUCUUUUCAUACCUACCAGGAAAUUCGAGGGCUUUGUCAGCUCGAAAUGCUGUCAAGUGAUAGACAAUACUCGAUCUUGUUAUACUGGGAAAAGCGUGGCGUAACUGAAAUGUAUAAAUCGACUGAAACUCGAGAGCUUCAGGAAACAUGCUGCUCAAGCUUUGGUUCGGGGUAUAAGUCAAUCGACUUGACGAAAAACAAUGUUGUGAGCAAGGUUCGAUUGCAAAUUUGA
Molecule: messenger RNA, 264 nt
Organism: Plasmopara halstedii
Lineage: Eukaryota; Oomycota; Peronosporomycetes; Peronosporales; Peronosporaceae
Exons: 2
Coding region: 1-264 (87 amino acids)
Source: RefSeq, a predicted model, not a curated record